AUGUUAUAUUUUGAGCGAAUUGUGAUAUUUUGUUCGGGUUUUGUUGAAUUGAUUCCACUUUCGUUUAUUCUGGGCUUUUAUGUCUCGUUCACAGCCACGCGUUGGUGGCAACAGUACACUGCCAUUCCAUGGCCUGACAACGAUGAGACGAGUCGCAUACUUAGACGCACACUAAUGCGAUACCUGAAUCUGACCCUGGUGCUCGUUCUGCGCUCCAUAAGCAUACCGGUAAAGCGCCGCUUCCCGACCAAAGACCAUCUGAUUGAGGCCGGCUUUAUGACCAAACCCGAGCUCGAGAUGUACUCAUCGGUGCCUUCCCAUGAAUUUAACACGUUUUGGAUUCCCUGCACGUGGUUUGUGAACCUCUUAAGGCAGGCCAAGUCCGAGUGCCGCAUCACUGACUCGGGUGGAUUGAAACUCAUCAUGGAGGAAUUCAAUGAUUUCCGAUCCAAAUGUGGUUUACUUUGGAGUUACGAUUGGGUCAGUAUUCCAUUGGUUUACACACAAGUAGUGACUCUGUCAACUCAGGCCUUUUUCUUGGCCUCACUAUUGGGUCGGCAACACAUCGUACCCGCGGAAGGAAACAAGAUUCUGGUGCACCCGUACGGAGAAUACUACUUUCCCAUAUUCACCUUGCUACAAUUCAUACUCUAUAUGGGUUUGCUUAAGUUAGGCGAACAACUGAUCAAUCCGUUUGGCGACGACGACGAGGACUUUGAGCUAAACUGGAUUAUCGACCGACACGUGAAGGUGUCGUUUCUGGGCGUCGAUAUACUGAACGCGGAUCCGCCGCCACUCAUGAAAGACCAAUACUUUGACGAAAUGGAUAUUAAGCUCCCGUACACUGAGGCGGCCGUCGCCCACAAAGUGAAGACAUACCGCGGAUCAGUGGCCGCAUACAACUCACCCUUGGGUUCACUCCCCUAUAGUGUGCCGAUGGAAAAGCACGCUCUGGUCAUCCCUGAGUUCGAAGACGAACAAAACAACAACUCAGAUGACGACAACUCGACGGUUCAAAGCAGUCAUAAGAGCACUCAUAAGAGCUCCGUUUGGACGGUGUUUCACAAGAAGCCGCCAAAACUGAACGAAAGCCAAAGCAUACCGUCGCUCGACUCGGAGACAAUGGUCGAGUCGGGUAUAAACCCGCUGUGGCAGAGCUCCCAGGGCUCAGUCGACACACAACAGACAGACAUGACUACAGUCACCACCGGAUACGGAAUCGCUGAUCGGAGCUCUCAAGGUCGUUUGAAGUGCCAAAAGCCAAGGAAUUCAUUGUCACUAUACCAUUCAGUCACCACCGGAUACGGAAUCGCUGAUCGGAGCUCUCAAGGCAAAUGA
Messenger RNA from Medioppia subpectinata, 1338 nucleotides. Lineage: Eukaryota; Metazoa; Arthropoda; Arachnida; Sarcoptiformes; Oppiidae. The record is from the annotation of a GenBank genome assembly.